CACAACCCCCCUCCACCCGGCUGAGUGUGGACAGCGGGACCCCGCCAAACACCAAUGAUAUUCGCCUUUGAACAGAAAAAAAGACGAGAAAAAAACUAAUUAGCUACCAACAACACGAGCCGGCUCCUGUCGUUGAUUUCUAAGAGCCGGCCGUUACAUCCGAUUCCUUAGCGACCGACACAUCACUACUUCUAACGUCACACACAAACAUGGCGGGGUUUGCAGCCUUUUUGAAAAAUGCAUGGAAUAAGGAGCCCGUCAUCCUGGCCUCUUGCUGUAUAGGACUGAUGGGUAUUGCUCUUCCCAUAAUAAGCCCUUUCACGAAGUAUUCUGGGAUGAUCAAUGCUGCUGUGCCAUACAACUACCCGGUUCCUGUGCGGGAUGACGGAAACAUGCCCGACGUUCCCGCACACCCGUGUGACCCUCAAGGAAACAAGCUGGAGUGGUUUAAAGAUUUAUAACCUUCACGUUCUCUCCUCCUGUCGGUUGCACUUGUCAACGUCUCCCAGUAAAGAUUGUCUGUUCAAAUGAAAACGUUUCCUG
Molecule: messenger RNA, 543 nt
Organism: Dunckerocampus dactyliophorus (ringed pipefish)
Lineage: Eukaryota; Metazoa; Chordata; Actinopteri; Syngnathiformes; Syngnathidae
Gene: ndufa3
Product: NADH:ubiquinone oxidoreductase subunit A3
Exons: 4
Coding region: 210-461 (83 amino acids)
Cellular component (GO): mitochondrial inner membrane
Source: RefSeq, a predicted model, not a curated record